This is a messenger RNA of Rhizophagus irregularis DAOM 181602=DAOM 197198, 922 nucleotides long. RefSeq lists its product as uncharacterized. NCBI's taxonomy places the organism in Eukaryota, Fungi, Glomeromycota, Glomeromycetes, Glomerales, Glomeraceae. The record is from RefSeq and is a predicted model, not a curated record.
UUUUAAAUUCUAUUAUUUAGAAUAUAUCAACGUCCUCAAGCUUACUAUGCAAAAUUUUGAAGAUCCAAUAAUUAAUUCAAUUUCAUUCACCAAUACUUCAUUUAUUCCUCAACUUGAUACUACUCUCAACGUUUCAUCGUAUGUAAAUGAUGCGCGAGACAUUCCAGUCGCUUUUGACGAUCAUAUCUCUCAAGUUUCGACAAUGAUCCCUAUUAUCCCGCCACUAACUACGCCACAGAAUGAGAAUCAAGCUCACAACCUUCAAGCAGUAGCUCCAAAUAAUGCUUUACUACCUAUGCAAUAUUAUCAACAAGUAUCUCAUCCAUCUUUAUUAGCUCAUUCUCAAGAAACUGUGAGUGAACAUUCGUUCUUUUAUACGCCACGCAAUGAUAAUCAAUUAUAUCAUAUCAUUUGUAAAGAAAUAAGCGCAUCUCAGUUAAUAAGCAAUACUGAGAAUAACUUGAUGAAUGAUUACGUUCAACCUAACAACAUUUUUGUGUUUCACCAUGAACCACCUGAAAUUAAGAAAAUUUAUCAAAUAACAUGUGAAAUGAUUUCACAUACAUUUUUAUUUCAAUUUUUAAAUAGAAUUAAUUAUAAUAUUCAAUUCUUUAAGUAUGAACAUCAACAAGAAUUUUCUAGGAGACAUCGGGAAUAUCUCAAAGUUCAUUUGAAAAAUGACUUAAUUCAUUUUUUGAAACCAAAAAUUGUUUGUGAGCAUAAUUAUAAUGAACAAAAGAGAUUUAUUCAAGAUUAUCGUACUUAUGUAAGUAUGAUAAAUUCUAAUACAUAUGUACCUAAUAAUCAUUCUCAUCAACAAUAUUAUACAAAUACUCCUCUUCCUUUUUCUCAACAGAAUGAUAAUUUUCAAAUAGUUAGCUCUCAAAAUAAUGGUAAUCAAGAUAAUAGAUCUUAUUAUUAG